AUGAAAUGCGUUGCGCUCAUUCUUGUGUGCAUCGCUUUUCACGUCCAGCAGGGAGUGGGACCAUUCCGCCUUAAGCGCAGGGGCGUCCAUUCUUGCCCAUCAUUCGUCCUACACCCAAGAAAAACAAGCAGGGGAAAUACCAACCGAAUAAACAGGGGAAAAACCAACCGAACAAACAGGGGAAACAACUCCAAGGUCUUCUUGUGGGGGUAUCCCAUAUAUGACGAUUCACCCUUUAAACUCAGGAGGCCCAAAAUAUACCCCAACUUUGAAUAUGGAGAGCUCAGGAAGUCCCAAGAUUUUGACUACGUCAUAAGUACCAACCUUGCGCAGAAGAACUACAAAAUCCCCGAUGUCGGCUACCUGUACAACGUGGAAGAAAUGGGCACGGGCAAAACUGACGACGUCCACACGCCCAUCGAAAUGGUGUUCGGAGAGCGGGACGUCGACCCAAACGAAGUGGAAAAGAUUAAGGCCGUUCUCAACAUCUUUGACCAGGGAAAUGGUAUGGGCAUAUGCACCUUAAUGGGCGCAAAGCGGGGGCACUUCGCCUUCAAGUACAACGGCUAUUUAGGUCACUUCCACGGAAUUAAAAAUUAUUUAAGGUUCCUCAUUAACAAGCACUACCCUGGGGCCAAGGUCACGCUAAUUAGCGAGCACUGGAUUGACCCGAUCGACGAAUCCGUGUGUGUCAGGCAUAGCAACAUCCCCUUUUCCAAAAUAGGACACCAAAGACGACUCGUCUUUAACAAGUACGAUUAUAUUUACGAGAAUGAUAAGAACAGGCGGAUAUAUAAGGCGGAAAAUCGAAGCAACCCUUGGGCCUUCCACGACGACCCGCAGAUGCUGACCUAG
Plasmodium coatneyi is the source of this 855-nucleotide messenger RNA. RefSeq lists its product as uncharacterized. The transcript is spliced from 7 exons. Bases 1 to 855 code for a protein of 284 amino acids. The record is from RefSeq and is a predicted model, not a curated record. Lineage: Eukaryota; Apicomplexa; Aconoidasida; Haemosporida; Plasmodiidae.